Messenger RNA from Drosophila biarmipes, 4224 nucleotides. It is a transcript of the gene Tep1, whose product is annotated as CD109 antigen. The coding region runs from base 65 to 4156 and encodes 1363 amino acids. Gene Ontology annotation, cellular component: extracellular region. Gene Ontology annotation, molecular function: endopeptidase inhibitor activity. The transcript is spliced from 8 exons. Lineage: Eukaryota; Metazoa; Arthropoda; Insecta; Diptera; Drosophilidae. The record is from RefSeq and is a predicted model, not a curated record.
UGUAGCUCAAGUGGAUCGGUCAAAGAAUAAUCAGUAAAAAAUACAAAUAUAAAAAGCCGUAGAAAUGCUGUUUUUGGUUUUAAUUUCAUUCGUUUUGCAACAUUUAACAUUAAUAAACGCCAAUGGCAUCUAUACCGUUGUGGCACCCAAGACCCUGCGAUCCCUCAGCCCAUACAAAGUGGCCGUUACUGUGCACAAUGCACCCGGACCCAGUCAAAUCUCUGUCAGCCUGAAGGGAGACUCAUUCAAUGGGUCGAAGACCGUUAACGUUAAGCCCAUGUCCUCGGAAGCCAUUGAGUUCGAUAUCCCCAAGCUGACCAGUGGUGAUUAUCAUCUGCAAGUUGAAGGUACUGGGGGAAUUGUCUUCAAGAACUCCACCAAGCUAGCCUUUGCCGAGGACAAGAACUGGGUCUACAUUCAGUCGGACAAGGCCACCUACAAGCCCGGCGAUUUGGUGCAGUUCCGAGUACUCUUCGUGGAUAAACACACCCGACCCGCCGUGAUCGACAAGCCCAUUACCAUUGAGGUCCACGACGGGGAAAAGAACCUGAUCAAGCGGUGGAAAGAGGUCAAACCUUCAAGCGGCACUUACUCCGGAGAGUUGCAGCUGUCCGAUCGUCCAGUCCUGGGCAACUGGACCCUGGCGGUCACGGUGCAGGACGAGGCCAAAGAGACCAAGGUGCUGGUGGUGGACAAGUACGUGGUGCCGAAGUUCGAGGUGAUCAUUACCACCCCCAAGGACGUGGCGGCAAGUGCUGGGAGUAUUAUGGCCACUAUACUGGCCAGGUACACCUUUAGAAAGCCCGUCAAGGGCAACCUAGUCGUUGCGAUCGAGGGCAGUCGGACCGAGAAAAGCCUACCCAUAGACGGAGAGGUCAAUGUGGAGCUUCCCAUUUCCGCCUCCGACAAGAGUCCUUUAAAAAUUAUCGCCACCGUUACGGAGGAACUGACGGAUCUCAAACACAACGGCACCGCCUACGUGACUCUUCAUCAGAAUCGCUAUAAGCUGGGGGAUCUCCAUUGGCCAAUGUUCUAUAAGCCUGGAAUUCCCUAUGACUUUAGUGUUGUGGUUAAAAACUUGAACGAUACUCCUGUAAAUGAUCCAUCCAAAAAGGUCCACUUUAACGUGCUGUGCUGCAGCCGUUCCAAGGCCUUCCAAGCGGUUCUUUACCAAAGCAUCGCCACCCAAUCGAUAAUGCUUCCCGAUACUGCGUGCAAGAGCUGUCUGGUGGUGGCUUCAUUUGAAAACGCCAAUAGCAUCGAACAAUAUAUAUACAAGCUGGACCAGGACCUUAAUAUAGAGGUUAUUACCAAAAACCCUAAGCUAAGGGAGAGGAUCGUUAUCAAUGUAAUAUCGACCAGAUAUAUUCCCUACUUUAUGUUCACGGUUGUCGCUCGGGGUAACAUUGUUGCAAAUCAUUAUGUUAAAGUGGGUGAAGGACAAAACACAAAGCAAAUUUACUUCAUGCCGACCUUCCACAUGGUGCCCCAAGCAACCAUUUUUGUGCAUUACAUUGUUAACGGAGUGAUGAUGUCCGACGAGAAGACGAUCGACAUCGAGAGGGACUUUGGAAACACGAUUGAAAUAACCGCACCGAAAGAUGCAAAGCCCGGCGAAGAGGUGAUCCUUAAGAUAAAAACCGCUCCCAAUGCCUUCUUCGGCCUGCUUGGAGUGGACGAAAGUGUACUGCUUCUUAGAUCUGGAAACGACUUCAACCGGGACCAAAUAUUGGGCAAUCUAGCCAAUUACUCCUCCGAUUUGGUGACCCUUAGCAAUGCCAAUAUAAACAUCGGUCGGGAGUCGGGUGGCUGUUAUACCAACCCUGAACAAAUGACUUGUACUGGUUCCUUUGGUGGCCGAUCUGCGUCUCCUCAAGGUGGAUCAGAUCAAAACACAGCUCCUACAGCUAUCAAGAAACCAACAAGUUCGCAAAGUGAACUUCCAGCUAUUCGAAAAGUAUUUCCUGAGACCUGGCUGUUCUCAAAUAUAACCCAGGUGGGCGCCAACGGUGAAUAUAUCCUGAGGAAGGCAAUACCCGACACGAUGACCUCUUGGGUGAUCACUGGCUUCUCCCUGAGUCCCCAGUCCGGCCUUGCCGUGACCCGGAGUCGAAAAGAAGUUCGCGUGUUCCAGCCGUUUUUCCUGACCACCAAUCUGCCGUACUCCGUGAAGCGAGGUGAAGUCAUUGCCAUACCCGUGUUGGUAUUCAACUACCAGGAAAUGGCGGUGAGGGCUACAGUAACAAUGGAUAACUCUGAUGGGCAGUACGACUUUAUAGAGGCCACCAGUGCUAAUGUGACCAAAGAAAUGCAGAAGGUGCAGCGGAGAAAGACACUGUGGGUACAGGCCGGCACUGGGCGAAGCAUUUCGUUCAUGAUUCGGCCCAAGAAGGUGGGGCUAAUCACUCUGAAGAUCACCGCCGUCUCGGCAUACGCCAGCGACGCCAUCCAUCAGAUUCUCCGAGUGGAGCCCGAUGGCGUGACCAAGUACGUCAACAAAGCCAUCUUGGUCAACUUGCAAAGGUUGCACCGCCGGAGUGCCGCCUCAGAUCUGGGACCGCCGGAAAAAACAAUUAUGGUAGAAGACGUUAACGGUGCUAUCGAGGGCUCCGAGCUCUUGGUAAUUGAAGUGGGUGGAACAGUACAGGCGCCAUUCCUCGAGAACCUGGACCAAUUGGUUCGUUUGCCCCACGGAUGCGGUGAGCAGAACAUGUUCCACUUUGUGCCCAGCGUCCUGGCGUUGACCUACUUGCAAGAGAGUCAGCGCAAUGAGCCAGAAAUAUUCAAGAAUGGUAAGCAAUUUGCGGAGAUUGGCUACCAGAGAGAACUCACCUACAAGCGUGACGACGGGUCCUUCAGUGCCUGGGGCCAACAAGAUCCUGCAGGCAGCACCUGGCUGACCGCCUAUGUGAUCCGAUCCUUCCACCAGGCAAGCAGGCACAUAGACAUUGACCCCAAUGUCCUGACAGCUGGACUCGAUUUCCUCAAGUCCCGACACCAGCCCAAUGGAGAGUUCGCGGAACUCGGUAAGGUCAUCCACAAUAGCCAUGGAAGUCCCCUGGCUCUGACCUCUUUCGUGCUGCUUACAUUUUUCGAGAACAGGGAUCAAACAGCCAAGUACCUAGACGAGAUCAAUAAGGCUGUGGCAUUUGUAGCACGGAAUGUGGACCAGUCGAAUGAUCCUUACGAUCUUUCCAUCGCCGCUUUGGCUUUGACUUUGGCUCACAAUCGCAAGGGCCAGAGUACUCUCAACAAGUUGGAGGGGAUGGCCAAGCAGAGGGGUGGCCACAAAUGGUGGUCCAGGUCGGACCACAGUGUGAGCAACGAUGUGGAGAUCACCUCUUAUGUGCUGCUCGCCCUUCUGGAGCAAGAGCAGACGGAUGACCCGCAGCCCAUUAUCGAUUGGCUGAUUAGCAAACGCAACAGCAACGGCGGGUUCGCCUCGUCCCAGGACACGGUUGUGGCCACCAUGGCCCUAACCGAGUACGAGAUGCAAACUCAUGUACCGACCGGACAGAUGGACAUAACCCUGAAUUACUUGCAAAACAAACAGAAAACCAUUGAGGUGACUCCACGUAACGAGCUGACGAUGCAGACGCACCAACUUCCGAAUACCGCCAAGGUGGUAACGAUGUCGGCUGCAGGACAAGGACGUGCCCAAGUCCAGCUGUCGUACCGCUACAACGUGGACAGCAAGGAGCCGAGUCCCAGCUUCAAGUUGACCAUUAAUCCCAGGAAAUCGGAAAAAUACCGACUGGCACUGGACAUUUGCGGCGAAUAUACUCCCGUCACAGCCUCCGACAAGGGAAAGCCCACCAAUAUGGCGCUAAUGCAGGUCCAGCUGCCAUCCGGGUAUGUUAGCGAUCCCGAAUCCUUCGCCGACAUCAAGGCCAUCUCCGAUGUAAAGAGCGUGGAGACCAAGGAUGAGGACACCGAGGUUCACAUCUACUUCGAAAAGAUGAGGCCCAAUAACCGCAAGUGCUUCACCUUGAAGGCCAUCUUCACCCAUGCGGUGGCCAAUCACAAGCCAUCUUGGGUUCGACUCUACGACUACUAUGUCACUGAACGCAGCGCCACCGAGUACUUCCAUGUGGAGUCCUCCCUGUGCGACCUCUGCCAGGGCAUCGAGUGCGGAAGCGGGUGCCCAAAGUCUUAAGAAAUUAUUGUAAGCCCCAUGUUUUCAAAAGACUAAAUCGCUAAAUAAAAUUCAGAUUAAUCCACUUC